CUCUUCCUCUCUCUUCUUCUCGGUGCUUUGAGAUCUGAGAAAGCCACACAGAGGAGCAAGACUCACACCACACGCCCUCUCAGAUUUCUUCGUCGGACGGCCGUCUAUGGAUAUGUAUGUUUCGAACUCCCUUUCCAUCGACGACCUUCUCUACCUCUCCGACGUAGACCUCACGUCCUCCUCCUCCUUCUCCGCCGCCGCUAGUUUUCUCCGCCACCAGCCACUGCUCUCUUCACCACAAAACCCAUUUCACCACCACCACCACCACCAACCCUCGUCCUUCUCCCCCUCCUCCUCCACCUACUUCAACGAUUUCCCUCCCCUCCCUUCCGUCGACCCCGCCGUCGAUCUAUGUAUCCCCAACAAUGACGUAGCGGAGCUGGAAUGGCUCUCGCAAUUCUCGGACAAUUACUUUCAUGACUUACCGGUUACGACGGAUGAGACGGUGGUGGGUUCCUGUGUUCUGCAUUCCGACACGUCGUUUAGCGGAAAAGCUAAUCAAAGCAAGCGUUCGAGAGCAGCCCGUGGGAAAUCAAGACUCAAAGCAGCCGAGGCAAACGGCGGGUCGUCGUCGUCGGGAGAGGGAUCAGGUGUGCGCAGGUGCACCCACUGUGCAUCAGAGAAAACCCCGCAAUGGCGAAGCGGACCACUAGGACCCAAGACGCUGUGCAACGCGUGCGGAGUGAGGUAUAAGUCGGGUCGGUUGGUACCCGAAUACCGACCCGCAGCUAGCCCGACGUUCGUGCUGAGUCAGCACUCGAACUCUCACCGAAAGGUGCUGGAGCUCCGGAGGCAGAAGGAGAUGGUGAUGAUGAAACAGCAAGUCCAGCCAGAAUAAUGCACUCCCACGUGCACCGCACGUGAUAUGCGGGAGCGAGGAGGGGGGUGACGCUUUUUGGUCUUAAUAAAUAAAGCUAAUGUUAUUAUUAUUGUUAUUUAUGCGUUUUUCUUGGUACCCUAGUUCUUUUUUUAAUAUAAAAUGAUUUCUUUUCUUGAGAAUAA
This is a messenger RNA of Prosopis cineraria, 1002 nucleotides long. RefSeq names its product GATA transcription factor 2. Gene Ontology annotation, biological process: regulation of DNA-templated transcription. NCBI's taxonomy places the organism in Eukaryota, Viridiplantae, Streptophyta, Magnoliopsida, Fabales, Fabaceae. Bases 107 to 838 code for a protein of 243 amino acids. The transcript has 2 exons. The record is from RefSeq and is a predicted model, not a curated record. Gene Ontology annotation, molecular function: sequence-specific DNA binding; zinc ion binding.